This is a messenger RNA of Neurospora crassa OR74A, 2111 nucleotides long. RefSeq lists its product as hypothetical. The record is from RefSeq and is a predicted model, not a curated record. The transcript is spliced from 3 exons. NCBI's taxonomy places the organism in Eukaryota, Fungi, Ascomycota, Sordariomycetes, Sordariales, Sordariaceae. Bases 565 to 1530 code for a protein of 321 amino acids.
CGUACAAAGACAAAAGAGGUUAUGUAUUCUCCCCAACGUGGAUCGGCAGUAGACCGCUCCCUUCUCCUCGUUGAUUUGUGUAUGUACCUAGAUAGUUGCUGUAGCAAGACCCAAACUCUGGGAGGGUGCUGGCGGAAAUCGCUGGUGGCAAACAUGAACAUCCCGUGUUUGGAAGGCACGAGGGUACAGUACCAGAGUACCAAUCCAAUGAACUUCCCGUGGAGGAAGUUCAGGUCGAACCCGGUGCGCUUGUUGGUUUCCCGCGUGGACUUGCACGGUAGCCGUUUACUCGGCGCACCUUCUUAAAGACGGGAGUACGGUGAUGGAGGGUGUAUUAGGGAAGUUUGGUUUUUGUGUUACUCCUAACGCCACCAGGACACAAUAGUUUCGGUUCGGCUGCGCGCCUGAUCUUGGUUGCGGUUGCACCGAGACUGAGGACUGCAGCAAAGUGAAAUGAAAUUGAACAGUUCUGGCUGACCAGGGGCAUACGAUGAUAGAAGGUGCUUUACGCUGCUUAUUUGGCUUUGGAGUCGCAGUUGAAAGAGGAUUGCUUGCAAAUCACAAAUGGAUGGGAACAGUACCAUGGAUGGGCAGGGAGUCUUUUUCCUCACUAUUCAUUCCCGGGUACCCGUUCACACCGGCAAGGGUGAUUUGGUCGAGUGGAAUAAACGGAAACCACCAAGACAGAACCAUCACAUGGCAUCAUCGCACCUACAUGACAUUCAUUCCUCGCCAUUGAACUGCACCACCAGUUUCACUUACUCCCUCUUUCACGGGGCACCCCAACCUCCACCUUCAAUCCUCUCCGUCUUCCUCCUCGCCUUCACCCUCCAGUCCACUACAGCCCUCACAUCCCUCUACUACUUCCCCCCCCACCUCCGACACAUCCGGUCCCUGGCCCCUUCUCCUACCUGCCUAUCGCCCGGCAACACUUCGCCAGCACAUUCAACUCCUUCUACAUACCAGUCCCAUCCGCGCUGCGAUUCCACCAACAGCCCACUCAUCUGCAUCGCGCCCAACUACCUCUAUAUCCUAGCCAACAACCUCGAGGUGUUCAAGCGCAUCAAUACUAGGUACCCGGCCGACGCACGACCGCGAUUCCUGGAGGGCGCGAGAUACAACAAGAUGAAGGCAAGGGUGAUGGGGGGCCUGGGGUUUGGCGAGAAGAAGAAGAAGAAGAAGAAGAAGAAGAAGAAGAAGAAGAAGAAGAAGAAGAAGAAGAAGAAGAAGAAGAAGAAGAAGAAGAAGAAGAAGAAGGGCGUGUUUGGCUUCUUCCAGGGUUUGGGGAGGCGAAUUGGUAUUAAUGGGGUUUACGAUCGAUAUGACCGUCCGCUUUCGUUACCAGACCGACGACAAUCAAGGCUGUCUUCCUCACACAGGGAACAUGAAUGGCUGGGCCUGACACGGGCUGAAUUCGAGCACGAAGUCGUCUACCUAGGGCCGCACGAGAGGGCAAGGCUUCCAAUCAGGUCCAGUAUGUCAAAUACGAGGAGGCCAAGACCUUUCCGUAUUUGCAGGUACGUCAGCUAGGGGUUCUUAUACGAUGUGAACCCCCCCAGAAAUGCCCACAUACCUACCAGUCUACAGGCAGUUGUCCACGAAGGUCUGCGUAUGGCGACCCCCAGUAAUCGCUCUCUUCUUCUAAGCCAUGCCACCAGAAGGUGACACCAUUUGUGGCCGCUUUGCUCCUACUGGUUAGGCGAUAGACUUCAACAUUUCGGCCAUUAACAUGGCGAUGGAGCUCUACGGCGACGAUGCCGAGUUCUUUCGCCCUGAGCGGUUUCUCGACGCUAGCCAAGAGCAGCGCGAGGAAAUGUGGAGGUAACUGAAUGUCGUGGUGAUCCUUGGCUCAGGAAGGUGGAUUGGACGUAUGCUGGGUAAAACAUCGCUUGUAAUUUCUGUUCAGAAUGUUCAGACACUUUGACGUUGAGCGUGGUGGUCCCAUCAAGCCUAGGGAAUCGAGGACAGAUUACUAAAUACCUCUAGGUACCUGCCAAGGUACCUGCACUUCCAAUUCACCAGAAAACGAGACACCGAACUUCAACGCUCUCCCUCCAAUCCUCCUCUCUAGCAUCUGGAUCCUCAACGGCGCAAUGCGGUGCCCUCCUCGC